Molecule: messenger RNA, 528 nt
Organism: Amaranthus tricolor (Joseph's coat)
Lineage: Eukaryota; Viridiplantae; Streptophyta; Magnoliopsida; Caryophyllales; Amaranthaceae
Product: probable polyol transporter 4
Exons: 2
Coding region: 1-528 (175 amino acids)
Biological process (GO): transmembrane transport
Cellular component (GO): membrane
Molecular function (GO): carbohydrate transmembrane transporter activity
Source: RefSeq, a predicted model, not a curated record
AUGGGCCUAAUAGGUAUUGGAAUCCUUUUUGCAUUGCACAUUGCGGGUGUGAACGCGUAUUUUGUAUCGUUGCAAUGUGAUAUUUUCCAACAAAUAACCGGUAUUGAUACCGUUGUAUACUACAACCCUACUAUAUUUAAAGAUGCCGGGAUCCAAAGUAACUCCGAGCUUCUUGCUGCCACAGUUGCUGUCGGGUUUACAAAAACUUCCACGAUCCUAAUUGCGAUAUUUCUCAUUGAUCAUCUCGGUAGAAAGCCUCUGCUUUAUAUAAGCACAAUCGGGAUGACGACAUGUUUGUUAGGGCUUAGUUUGAGCUUAGCGUUCCUUGAGCAUGAACCAAUCGGUAUCAGAUUGGCUCUGCUGUUUGUUUGUGGAAAUGUGACAUUCUUUUCUGUGGGAAUCGGUCCUAUAUGCUGGUUUUUGUCCUCAGAAAUUUUCCCACUAAGGCUUCGAGCUCAGGCAUCCGGUCUUGGGGCUGUAGGAAGUAGGGUUAGCAGUGGCCUUAUCUCGAUGUCCUUCCUGUUUUAA